Messenger RNA from Lichtheimia ornata, 324 nucleotides. RefSeq lists its product as uncharacterized. The transcript has 4 exons. The coding region runs from base 1 to 324 and encodes 107 amino acids. Lineage: Eukaryota; Fungi; Mucoromycota; Mucoromycetes; Mucorales; Lichtheimiaceae. The record is from RefSeq and is a predicted model, not a curated record.
AUGCCGAUACGCGAAAUCAAGAGUCGUGCUGAAUAUAAGCAAAUUAUCAACUCGAAAGCGAAGGUUGCCGUUGACUUUGGGGCUCCUGCAUGGUCUUCUAUCUGCAGAUAUAUGUACGCGAAAUUCAAAAAGUAUUCUGAAGAGUACCCUGGCAUUACUUUUCUGCACGUCGAUACCGAUGAUCAUCCGGAUUUUGCUACAUCCGAGGGAGUUACAGCGAUUCCUACUUUUUACUUCUUCCACAAUGGUCAGAAGAUUGAUUACUAUGUUGGUCCCAACGAAUACGCAGUUAAAAGAAACCUUGACAAAUUGGACGCCUGCUAA